GCAGGGGAUUAUAACGGGAAUACUGCCCGUGCUGCCUGUCCCCUCUGUGCCUUGCUCAGGACCAGCCCUUGGGAAUUUCAGGAUCAUUGCACUGAUAAAAUCAAGGCAAGCUGGUCAGGAAGCAAGUCUGCCUAUGUAGAACUUCCCUGCUCCACUGAAAAUGUCUGGCAAAACAGCCACCACGACCAACAACAUCGCCCAGGCCCGCAGGACCGUGCAGCAGCUCAGGAUAGAGGCCUCCAUCGAGAGGAUAAAGGUGUCCAAGGCCUCGGCAGACCUCAUGCUGUACUGUGAGGAGCACGCCAAGAAGGACCCUCUGCUGAUGGGAAUUCCAGCUUCUGAGAACCCUUUCAAGGACAAGAAAACCUGCAUUUUGUUAUAGGAGAGGGGCAGCUCCUCCUGGCCAGCCCCUGCAGCCCAGCGGGGCCGGGCCGAGCGCCGCCGCUCCUCCAGGUACCUGCACCCCGACCCUGUCCACACCAUUCCCUGAGCUUCCCAAGGCAUUCCUGCUCAUCCCUGUCUCUGUCAGGAGCUUUCUGACUCAAUCCCUGCCUUUCCUGGCCGAGGGAAUGGGCUCCAGGGCCUCUCUGCAUGGAGGGGUCCUGGUGGCGAUUUGCCAACUCCAUCACGACCAAAGUUGCCUGAGCUUUGCAGAAAAAGCAAAGUUGUAGAGAUGGAAUCACUGGGUUUACAUUUUUUAAAAUUAUGGAUAAUUUUUUUUUUGUUUUGGGGGGGUGUGGGGGGGUUGUGCCUGUGCUGGCAGCACCUGUUUGUGCCCAGGCAGGCUUAAAGUGCAUUUUCUAGCCAAAACUACCUUGCAAAUGGUUGUAGCAGCUGCUGGGGAGCUCCAGGGAGCUGUGCCUCAGCCUUCCUCCCGCUGGCCUCUCUUCCCAGGGCUUUGAAAGGAUGAGAGUUGGGAAUCAGAGGUGCUUUCCUUGCUUUCUAAGAGUUGAAAAAGCAGAAUUUCCACCUUGGAUUCUGUUGCAUUUUCUUCUUGAAUAAAAAAAACCUGUGUUAGUAUAAAACACGCCAUGGAAGAAAUGCCAGAACAGGAGGCUGGAAGUGCCCUGGCAGAGCUGGAGGAACGCUGCCCUCACUCCCAACCCCAGCUGGGUUCUGUGCAGGGAGGCAGAACUUGUUUUUAUAAAAAAAAAUAAUUCAUUUUUAAACAGGAAAAAUGCCAAAUUAUCUCCAGCUUGUGGUUAUGCAUUUAUAAUUGGAGGGCCUAUCCAUCUAGUAUAUAUUUUAUAUAUACACAUAAUAAAAAAGUCUUUCUGUGUG
Molecule: messenger RNA, 1281 nt
Organism: Pseudopodoces humilis (Tibetan ground-tit)
Lineage: Eukaryota; Metazoa; Chordata; Aves; Passeriformes; Paridae
Gene: GNG12
Product: G protein subunit gamma 12
Biological process (GO): G protein-coupled receptor signaling pathway
Cellular component (GO): heterotrimeric G-protein complex
Molecular function (GO): G-protein beta-subunit binding
Source: RefSeq, a predicted model, not a curated record